Myotis davidii is the source of this 715-nucleotide messenger RNA. RefSeq names its product FXYD domain containing ion transport regulator 3 (gene FXYD3). NCBI's taxonomy places the organism in Eukaryota, Metazoa, Chordata, Mammalia, Chiroptera, Vespertilionidae. Gene Ontology annotation, molecular function: sodium channel regulator activity. The record is from RefSeq and is a predicted model, not a curated record. Gene Ontology annotation, cellular component: membrane. Gene Ontology annotation, biological process: regulation of sodium ion transmembrane transporter activity.
CGUUGCCCAGGUUUGCUUAGGGCGUGGCAGCUGCAGAUAAAGGCAGGACUCAGGCGGAACUACACCGUCCACACAGCCUGGGGAGCCAACGGGUCUGAGUUCUCACCUUGCACCCACUGCACUCCUCAGCUCUUGUCUCUCAGCCUUCAAUGCCAGCCUUCCUACCCUGGGGCCGGCUCCAUCAUGCAGCAAGUGGCCCUGAGCCUGCUCCUCCUCCUCCUGGCAGGCCUGCCUGCCCUGGAUGCCAACGACCCGGAAGAUAAAAACAGUCCAUUUUACUAUGACUGGCACAGCCUCCGAGUCGGAGGGCUCAUCUGUGCAGGGAUUCUGUGCGCCAUCGGCAUCAUCGUCGUCAUGAGUAAGUGGAGGAGCGCCAGGGAGUGGGGAGGGCAGGGCUGUGGGUCCCCUCUCCUGACCAUUCCCCUCUCCCCAACAGGUGGGAAAUGCAAGUGCAAGUUCAGCCAGAAGCGCAGCCACCGACCAGGGGACAUCCCACCUCUCGUCACACCAGGCUCUGCUCAUAACUGUUGAGGAUGGAUCCAUGAAAGAACACAGAGGGCCUCUCUCUUUCCCCAUGUCCUGGUCUGCGUAGGAACCUAACUCCAGGAUGGAAUCCCCUCCUCUCCUCAGACCACCUUUCCAGACCCCAUCUCACUUUCACUGUAAGGGUCUCUUUGUUCAAUAUUUGAUCUACAGUGAGCUUGCCUCCUGCCCA